Messenger RNA from Haplochromis burtoni (Burton's mouthbrooder), 1310 nucleotides. RefSeq names its product JNK1/MAPK8-associated membrane protein. NCBI's taxonomy places the organism in Eukaryota, Metazoa, Chordata, Actinopteri, Cichliformes, Cichlidae. The record is from RefSeq and is a predicted model, not a curated record. Gene Ontology annotation, biological process: response to unfolded protein. Gene Ontology annotation, cellular component: membrane. Gene Ontology annotation, molecular function: ubiquitin protein ligase binding.
GUGCAAAUGCUUUCAGACUGGUACACGAUGCUGUACAACCCAAGUCCAGACUAUGUCAACACAUUACACUGCACUCAGGAAGCUGUGUACCCACUCUACACCAUCGUGCUGAUCUACUAUGCAUUUUGCUUGAUACUAAUGAUGAUGCUGCGUCCUCUGUUGGUGAAGAAGAUGGCGUGUGGUUUGGGCAACUAUGCAUUCCCCUACAUCAUCCUGGUCCUGUCUCUUGUCACGUUGGCUGUUUACAUGUCUGCCUCUGAGAUACAGUCUUUUAAGAAUCUGGUUGCCAAGAAGAAACGUCUCAUCGUCCUGUUCAGCCACUGGCUGCUGCAUGCUUACGGCAUCAUCUCGAUCUCCCGACUGGACAAGCUGGAACAGGACCUGCCGCUGCUGGCCCUCGUGCCAGGACCCGCUCUGUUUUACAUCGUCACAGCCAAAUUCACUGAGCCCAGCCGCAUCCUCUUGGAGGCUGGCAAUGGACACUGAGCUGGAUUUAUCAGGAGUUCAAUAAAUAACUCUUGAAAAAAAGUCACAGCAGCUUGCCCCUGUCCAGUGUGAUGUCUUGAAAUUGUCUGUUUAUUUUUAGUUCAAAAUCUCAGUCAGUGAGGAGUCGGACUCAAAAUGCCAAACGUAGUUUGUUAAUUUCUGUAACUCAUGAAAUAUAAGCUCAAUAAUUCAUUCACGCUCAGCUUCAGUUCUCAUGUGAAGUGUCUACAGGUCUGACAUGACAAUGAUGUGGUCCCAGAAGUCUGGCGUGUACAGUAAAGUGUAUGCACUACUGCUUUGUCAAGUGUGGUGGAAGAUGUGAUCUUUCCGCUGGAGCUGAGCAGCUGUUUCUAAAGCGUUAACGGGUCGCUGCUUUUAAUGUUUAUUUUAAAUUUUGAUUGGUGUCAGAAUUUCUCCAGAGGAAAAUCGCUCCGACAGAUAUACUUGAAAAGGUUUGCAUGUUGACUCCUGUUGAAUAUUUCAGCCUUCACAGGUUUGUGGAGGUGAAAGUGCACUGUAUAUACUGUACAUUGCUUGUAAAUGUUAGUGUAUUCAGUAUGUUUAUCUGCAUAUACAUAAUUUAAAACUAAAACUUUGAAUGUUAUCUUUGUGUUGCUGACUGUAUUGAUCUUUGUUACCAUGAGAUUCAACUUUUAUUGGUCUCAAACAUUUACCUGAUAUCAAAGUGUACACCUGUGUUACUGCAGGUCGAUCUGUGUGACGAUGCACUUAAAUCUGCAGAUCAUUUUGCUCACAGUCAUCUGUAUAGGCUGCAACAUAUGUUGAUGUUUCUUUGUAAAUGAAUAAAGGUGUCAGAAAAUGGU